GAAAUUCAACUUGUCUCUUUUGAUUCUGUUUCUGGGUCUUCGUUAAAAUCUUUUUAUCUAUCUGGGUUUUCUUUAAUUUCUCUUUUAUCUUUCUUAUUAUUAGCGUACGGUCAACCAACUCCACUUGUAUAUGUGCUUUCCUGUUUCUUGUUCUUUAAGGCUAUAAAAACGAGACCCAUUUUUUAGUUUUACUUAGCGUGUAUGUCUUUAUGAUCCCAAAGUAGAAUUGUAUUUCAACUCUCAUUUCUGAAAUUCAGGAACAUUGUUGAUCUGUGUACAGUUCAGUAGUAUCGUGGUUUCAUUUGCAAUAUCUUGUACGCCACCAUCUUUCUGACUAGAUUGUGCAUAAUCUUCAUUUGAAAAUGUUUGGUUUAAGGAAAUCUCCUUUGAAGGUUGCUAAACAUAACUCAGUUGAUCCUGGAUAUCCUGUUCAAGCUAGCUCGAACCCUUUUGACAAUGAGAUUGAUCAUAAGCAAAAACAUGAUCAUAAGCAAAAACAUAAUUCUUCAAGGAAGACUUCUCCUGAGCCUGCCCUAGUUACACCAAAUUUUGGCACUAACCCUUUUGAUGAUGAUGAGGGGAAAACAACCUCCUCUUCUUUGUAUUCAAAUGUGCCUGCUUCAACAGCUAGAAAGAAUUACAAAAAUGAUUUCCGUGACUCUGGUGGAUUAGAGAACCAGUCAGUGCAGGAACUGGAGAACUAUGCUGUCUACAAGUCUGAGGAGACUACAAAGACAGUCAAAAGCUGCCUGAAGAUAGCAGAGGACAUGAGAGAAGAUGCUACACAAACUUUGGUCAGCUUGCACCAGCAGGGUGAGCAAAUUACCAGGACCCACAUGGUCGCUGCUGACAUUGAUCACGAUCUUAGUAGGGGUGAGAAGCUUCUGGGAAAUCUUGGAGGUAUCUUCUCUAAGACUUGGAAGCCAAAGAAGACACGCCAGAUAACAGGCCCUUUGAUUACACGAGAUGAUCCAUCCAGAAGAAAUGGUAACCACUUGGAGCAGAAGGAGAAGUUAGGAUUGACUUCUGCAGCCAAGGGACGAUCAAACACACUAACCACACCAUCUGAACCCACAAAUGCUUUUCAGACAGUUGAGGUGGAGAAGGCAAAGCAGGAUGAUGCACUGUCUGAUAUAAGUAGCAUAUUGGGAGAGCUGAAGGAUAUGGCUAUUGACAUGGGGUCUGAAAUUGAAAGGCAGAACAAGUCUCUGGAUCAUUUCUAUGAUGAUGUUGAUGUGGUAGACAUGCGUGUGAAAGAUGCUAAUCGACGUGCUCGUCGUUUACUUGGAAAGUAGAGUGCGGGAACAUCAGAUUUGCGCUGCUAAUACUAGCUUCCAACACUGUUGGCCGGGGCCAAAAUUCUCUCAUUGUUUUUCUUAUGCACGGUUAUGGGCAUGGAUUAAACAAUCUUUGGUGUAUAUGUUUCUUGUUUUGUUUACACACAUUUAUAGCAGGAUUUUACAGAGCUUUAAAUCAUUCAUUAGGUCUGGCACAUUUUUACUGCUAA
Molecule: messenger RNA, 1507 nt
Organism: Quercus robur (English oak)
Lineage: Eukaryota; Viridiplantae; Streptophyta; Magnoliopsida; Fagales; Fagaceae
Product: SNAP25 homologous protein SNAP33-like
Exons: 6
Coding region: 363-1295 (310 amino acids)
Cellular component (GO): plasma membrane; SNARE complex
Molecular function (GO): SNAP receptor activity
Source: RefSeq, a predicted model, not a curated record